This is a messenger RNA of Marmota flaviventris (yellow-bellied marmot), 1660 nucleotides long. RefSeq names its product growth differentiation factor 11 (gene Gdf11). Gene Ontology annotation, molecular function: cytokine activity; growth factor activity. The record is from RefSeq and is a predicted model, not a curated record. Gene Ontology annotation, cellular component: extracellular region. NCBI's taxonomy places the organism in Eukaryota, Metazoa, Chordata, Mammalia, Rodentia, Sciuridae.
CCCCCCAGUCCUCCUCCCCUCCCCUCCAGCAUGGUGCUCGCGGCCCCGCUGCUGCUGGGCUUCCUGCUCCUCGCCCUGGAGCUGCGGCCCCGGGGGGAGGCGGCCGAGGGCCCCGCGGCGGCGGCGGCGGCGGCGGCGGCGGCGGCCGGGGCCGGGGGGGAGCGUUCCAGUCGGCCGGCCCCGUCCGUGGCGCCCGAGCCGGACGGCUGCCCCGUGUGCGUGUGGCGGCAGCAUAGCCGCGAGCUGCGCCUGGAGAGCAUCAAGUCGCAGAUCCUAAGCAAACUGCGGCUCAAGGAGGCGCCCAACAUCAGCCGAGAGGUGGUGAAGCAGCUGCUGCCCAAGGCGCCGCCGCUGCAGCAGAUCCUGGACCUGCAUGACUUCCAGGGCGACGCGCUGCAGCCCGAGGACUUCCUGGAGGAAGACGAGUACCACGCCACCACCGAGACCGUCAUUAGCAUGGCCCAGGAGACGGAUCCUGCAGUGCAGACAGAUGGCAGUCCUCUCUGUUGCCAUUUCCACUUCAGCCCCAAGGUGAUGUUCACAAAGGUACUGAAGGCACAGCUGUGGGUGUACCUUCGGCCUGUGCCCCGCCCAGCCACAGUCUACCUGCAGAUCUUGCGACUGAAACCCCUAACUGGGGAAGGGACCGCAGGGGGAGGGGGUGGAGGCCGCCGUCACAUCCGUAUCCGUUCACUCAAGAUUGAGCUGCACUCGCGCUCCGGCCACUGGCAGAGCAUCGACUUCAAGCAAGUGCUACACAGCUGGUUCCGCCAGCCACAGAGCAACUGGGGCAUCGAGAUCAACGCCUUUGAUCCCAGUGGCACAGACCUGGCUGUCACCUCCCUGGGGCCAGGAGCUGAGGGGCUGCAUCCUUUCAUGGAGCUUCGAGUCCUAGAGAACACAAAACGGUCCCGGCGGAACCUAGGCCUGGAUUGUGAUGAGCACUCAAGCGAGUCCCGCUGCUGCCGAUAUCCCCUCACAGUGGACUUUGAGGCUUUUGGUUGGGACUGGAUCAUCGCACCUAAGCGCUACAAAGCCAACUACUGCUCCGGCCAAUGCGAGUACAUGUUCAUGCAAAAGUAUCCGCAUACCCACUUGGUGCAACAGGCCAAUCCGAGAGGCUCUGCUGGGCCCUGCUGCACCCCUACCAAGAUGUCCCCUAUCAACAUGCUCUACUUCAAUGACAAGCAGCAGAUUAUCUACGGCAAGAUCCCUGGCAUGGUGGUGGAUCGUUGUGGCUGCUCCUAAGGUGGGGGACAGUGGAUGCCUUCCCCACAGACCCUACCCUGAGACCCCAGCCCUGGCCCCCAUCUCCCCAAGCCCUAGAGCUCCCUCCACCUCUUCCCAUGAACAUCACACCUUGUUCCCUGACCAAGCAGUGUGCAAUACAACAGAGGGAGGCAGGUGGGGGUUGAGGGACAAGGGGUUGGGGAAACGGGAAAGGAGGGACAGACAUAGUUAGGGUGGAGUGUUUGAUGUUUGCAGGUAAGAAGGUUUGGCAAGAAGAGAGAUGUAGAGACAGAAGUACAGAGGGAUAGAGACAGGAACAAACAGCAACAUUGAGAAGGCAAAGGAAUAGAGAGGCAGAAGAGACAAGAGACUAGGCAGAGACAAACAAUGAGAAAGAGACAGAAAUGGAGUAAUAAAUGAAAGCCCCACA